AUGUCAAACGACGACAAUUUAGCUAGAAGUAAUAGGAUCCUUCAAUACUUGCGUGAUGAACUGACGGUUGAUGUUGAUGAAAGAUUCAUGCUAAUGCUUAUGCAACAACACCAAAUGUUGAUGGAAGUAGGUAUGAGUUAUUUAGCAGGAAGAACACAUACGAGAACAUAUUUGGAUCGGGAGCGUGAAGUCGGACAUUAUCGUCUUUUCAAUGAUUACUUCUCUGAUCAACCAGUUUAUACCGAUGAAAUGUUUCGGCGAAGAUUUCAAAUGCGAAGAGAGUUAUUUUUGGGCAUUGUCGAAAAAUUACAAAAUCAUUCAGAAUAUUUUCCAUGGAGAAUUGAUGCAAUGGGAAGGAUGGACUUGUCGCCACUUCAAAAAUGCACGGCAGCUCUCCUUCAAUUGGCAUAUGGAGCCCCUUCCGACCAAUCCGAUGAAUAUCUAAGGCUUGCUGAAACCACUGCUAUCGACUAUUUGAUCAACUUCUGCAAAUGUGUAUAUGAAGUAUUUGGGGACCAAUACUUGAGAAGACCAACUGUAGCUGACACCCAACAUUUACUUGAAAUGCAUGAGCGAAGACAUGGUUUCCCUGACAUGUUAGGAUCACGUAAUGAUAUAAAUGUGCUUUACGAAUCACCUCUAUUCAACAAAGUUUUGGAAGGAGGUGCACCAGAGGUUUAUUUUACAAUAAACGAUACGACAUAUACUAAAGGAUAUUAUCUAACAGAUGGGAUUUACCCAACUUGGGCUACCUUCGUCAAGAGUUUUCCAUACCCAAAGGAUCCGAAGAGAAAAAAGUUCAAGGAAAGACAAGAGACUGCAAGAAAAGAUGUCGAGCGGGUAUUUGGAGUUCUCCAAGCUCGUUGGACAAUAGUCAGAGGUCCAGUACGAUAUUGGUCGAGAGAUAUAUUGAGGGAUAUCAUGUAUACGUGCAUUAUUUUGCACAAUAUGAUUAUUGAGGAUGAGGGGGAUGCAGUAUCUAAUUGGAUGGGAUAUGAAGAAAAUCAUCCGACGCGGGUAAAACAGGGCUUCACACCCGAAUUCCAAGAAUACCUCUGGAGAAAUUGUGAGUUGUGUGACAGUGAAAUACAUCAUCAACUUCGAGUUGACUUGGCUGAACAUAUAUGA
Zingiber officinale is the source of this 1128-nucleotide messenger RNA. RefSeq lists its product as uncharacterized. The transcript has 2 exons. The coding region runs from base 1 to 1128 and encodes 375 amino acids. The record is from RefSeq and is a predicted model, not a curated record. NCBI's taxonomy places the organism in Eukaryota, Viridiplantae, Streptophyta, Magnoliopsida, Zingiberales, Zingiberaceae.